GUCUAGAAACUCGUUUAUGAGUGGUCAUUAUGCCUACAAGUCUGGUCUCCAGCACGCCGUGCUAUUGUCCCAGCAGGCUGUCUGCUCGCCUCUUAACUACACUUUCUUACCACAGAAGCUUAAAGAGCUAGGAUACGCCACCCAUGCAAUAGGAAAGUAUAUAUACCGCAAUUUGCAAUGUUGAACCGAGUAAAAUGGAUUCUAUGGCGAUGUAGCGGUAUAUUUUCUUCUGUUUGAUUUGAUCAAACGGUUCUUGGUUCAUGAAUGAAAUGCUUUCUUUGGUUUGUUAAAGGGGAGAUGAAGGUUGCAAAUAUUGCAGAAAAAUGCAUAACCCGCGCCUGCAAUUCUUAUCCUAGUGUAUUUUCAGAAUUUAAAUUUUAUUUCUUAUAUUUACUUUCGAUUUUCACUUCUGUCAAUAUUCCCAGAUGUUAAAACAGCAGUUCUAUAUUUACAAGGAUUCAUACACGUGUCGAUUACAACAAUAUCGCAUACAUGAGCAACCUUUGACUCCCAUUAAACAAAUACAAAAGGACAUUUUCUUUUUCUGAUUUUUCUGUAUUUAAAAAAUAUAUAUAUGAAUACUUUCAAGUACGUAAAAUAAAGAUGUUAUUGAUUUGAUAGUUAUUUAAACAUAACAGGUUAAAAUUACCUGACCUUGGCUUGUCUCCAUAUUUGGACUUGUAAUUGGAUUUGGUUAAAAAAAGAUAUCAAUAGCAAUUUAACAGCUCAAAUGUUUGACAAUCCUGAACAGCUUCUCCAUCGUCAAUUUCACAUGCCUAUAUGUAUGUACCAAUAUUCCAUUAUCAACUGCAGAUGAUCUUUAUAUCUCUCAAUUGAUUCGAUACUCAAGAUCUUGUUCUGCGUAUGAUCAGUUUUUAAAUCAAAACAAUCUGACAAAUACGUUGAUGUUUAAGGGGUUUCAACAGUCUCGUUUAAAGUGAGCUCUUCGCAAAUGCUAUUGUGGCUAUUAUGAUCUUGUUUGCCAAUACAACGUACAUGUAUCUUUGGAUGAAAUAGCGAUACAAGAACUACAUUUUUGUCAUCUGUAAACGUGGUAGCAAAUUAAUACUUUGCAACCGUUCUUAAGUACACAUGUAUCUCUUUGAAACUUACGUUUUGCAAUUUCAGAUGGCACCUGGGAUUUUGUAGUUGGGAGUGCACCCCCACUUAUAGAGGUUUUGACACAUUCUAUGGAUUUUACAAUGGUCAGGAGGACUACUAUCAGCUUACUGUCGCACAUCUAUGCAAGGAGGGCAGAAUUAAUCAUUAAGGACCCUGACGUCAGUACCCCGCUAUACAUAUAUCUACCAUUCCAAUCCGUGCAUGCACCUCUUCAGGUUCCGGAUAUAUACAGCAACAAGUACCCGAAUGUCAAGACAGAGUCGCGGAAGACAUACCUGGGUAUGGUCACGGCCAUGGACGAAGCCAUCGGAAAUAUCACAAAAGCUCUAGAGGCUAAAGGAAUAUUCGACAACACCCUGGUCAUAUUUACAGCUGACAAUGGAGGUUGGGUGACAUUUGCCGGAAAUAACUACCCAUUGAGGGGAGGUAAGAUCACGUUGUUUGAGGGAGGUACCAGAGCCACAGCCUUUGUGUCCGGGGCCGGUAUCCAGAAAACCAAUUCCAUCUACGAUGGAAUAAUCCAUGUAGUAGACUGGAUGCCCACAAUCCUCAGCGCAGCCGGUGGGACACCAGAUCCAAACCUGGAUGGCAUUGAUCAGUGGGACAGUCUAAAAACGGGAGGGGCAUCCAAAAGAACAGAAUUCGUAUACAACAUUGACGAUAAGCGGCCCGAGGUUAACGGCCAUGCUGCUAUAAGAAUGGGUGAUUAUAAAUUGAUAGACGGUUACCCGGGGUUUUAUCAGGGCUGGUACAAACCCGAUCAAGUGGAACAGGGUUACUAUGGUGAUACACCUGUCAACGCCACACAGCUUUUCGCUGACAAAAUGAUGCUAUUUAACCUAAAAGACGAUCCAAAUGAACGUGUCGAUUUAUCUAAAAAGCUACCAGAUGUGGUAUCAAAACUGAAAUCGAGGCUUGAAGAAUAUCACAAGUUGAUCAUUCCUGCCAAUUUUCCACCGAAUUCCAAAGCUGCAGCUCCACAGAAUUUCGGCGGAUUUUGGACACCAGGAUGGUGCUGAAUAGAGAAUGUUAAAACACUCCCGAUGAUUAAAAUGAUUGUUUUUGUUUAAAUGAGUUACUAUAUAAAUGUACACGUACCAUGAAAA
This is a messenger RNA of Ostrea edulis (European flat oyster), 2228 nucleotides long. Its product is annotated as arylsulfatase B-like. The transcript has 10 exons. NCBI's taxonomy places the organism in Eukaryota, Metazoa, Mollusca, Bivalvia, Ostreida, Ostreidae. The coding region runs from base 1191 to 2141 and encodes 316 amino acids. The record is from RefSeq and is a predicted model, not a curated record.